Diachasma alloeum is the source of this 3450-nucleotide messenger RNA. RefSeq names its product cartilage oligomeric matrix protein (gene Tsp). Bases 469 to 3360 code for a protein of 963 amino acids. The transcript has 15 exons. Gene Ontology annotation, biological process: cell adhesion. NCBI's taxonomy places the organism in Eukaryota, Metazoa, Arthropoda, Insecta, Hymenoptera, Braconidae. Gene Ontology annotation, cellular component: extracellular region. The record is from RefSeq and is a predicted model, not a curated record. Gene Ontology annotation, molecular function: calcium ion binding.
GAGGCAUAAAACCCCCUUGGAGUGAAUAAAUCGUCAGAGAUGGAUUAUAAUCACUCGUCCCAUAAUACCACCCCAUUGAUUCCUUCCCUAAACCAGUGGAGCCCCGAAAAAAAAAGAAUUACAAAGACAUUCGUUCGUCUAAUUGUGUCAAAGUAAUUUUAAAAAAUUGUCGUCAUUCCCUUCGAGGAAUUAGUGUGAAAAUCAAUUAAUCAGUGUCUAAUUGUUGAAUUGAAAAAUAGAGGAGAAUAUUUAAAUUAUUUGAGAUGCAUGGGGUUCUGUCAGAUCAUCUGAGGUGGAGGAGGAGCUUCUCGUCGAUAUGGUUUAACUCGGAGUUUCGAGGAAGCCCAGUACGACGACGUCUUCGCGAUAGUUGUGAGACAUCCAAGGGAGAAAAAGUUCAGCCAUCAUGCGGGGAAACAGACCCUAGUAGCUGCCAAGUAUGGCCACCCAAAAACAAAAUUUCUACUUAUGUUUGAUGCUACUGCAAGAAGAGUAUUUCUGGAGACUGUAGUGGACAACGACGAUGGAAGGCAACAGAUAGAAAUCGGUAACGUGAAUGUGUCCGAACCGAAGAGGAACAUAAUCUUCAUGAUCCACCAGAAGAAGCCGAAUUCUAAGAUCGACGUCUACGUGGACUGCCGUCUCAGUGGAGAGAUUCCCCUAAAUACGACAUUCAGAGAUGCUAUGGAGCAGGGGCUUGAGGAGUCAACGUUCCAAGUGUUCAGGGAGAGAAAGUACAGUCCAAAGAUCUACAGGAGAUCGAGGAUAAGGGACGGUUGGAAGCACGCGGAGUGCCUCACGAACAAUCUACAUGACGUUGAUUACGAUUUUCCAACUGCCAAUGUCUCCACUAGAGUGAGGAGAAGGGGGGACCAGCCGAGUAUCCACACAAUCGACGAGAUAAAUGGUUGUAUUGGCGAACGAACGCUCAUUAAAACUCUGAAUUCACUCAUUGAAUUUACGAAACGAAUUUGGGAAGAGCUUCAGAUAAAUACCCAGGAGACUCGUUACAUCAGAAAGCUCGUUGAAGAGUGCAAUGCCUGCAAGCCAGGAUUCAUCGUAAUGCCCACGACCCCUCCACCCCCGCCGCGGCCAACCUGCAGUUACAAUCCACCUUCGUGUCAUGCGGCAGCAGCCUGCAGAGACACAGCGGCUGGUCCCACGUGCGUCUGUCCACCGGGUUGGAUGGGCAAUGGAAUCCAGUGCGAGAGGGUCCGCACUUGUCAGGAGAAUCCGUGCUUCCAGGGGGUGAGGUGUGAGGACUCGAGUCGAGGCUACAGAUGUGGGCCCUGUCCACCAGGAUACACCGGUGACGGCGAGCGCUGCAGCCGCAUCAUGAAUCACUGCGAGAGGAGUCCGUGUGGUCACGGCGGCUCCUGUCACCCCCACCUGGAGCAUCCGUACUACCGCUGCCAGGGCUGCUUACCUGGCUUCGUUUUAGUCGGCUCCGAGUGUCGUGAUGUCGACGAAUGUGAUCUCCACAAUCCGUGUGGACCACAGCAGGAGUGCAAGAACACACCGGGGUCUUACAGAUGCAUACAGUGUCCUGCGGGCUUCCGAGGCUCACGAGCUGGAUGUGUGGACAUCAACGAGUGCAACGAUGGACGAAAUGGGGGAUGCGUACCCAAUUCGCAGUGCAUCAAUACUGAGGGUUCGUCUAGAUGUGGACCUUGCCUCCCAGGGUUCAGGGGCAAUCAGUCAGUCGGAUGUCACGAGGCGGGUAACGUCUGCCCUGAUAGAGUUACCGUAUGCCAUGAACGGGCUUCGUGCAAGUGUAUCGUACCAAAUGUCGAAUACACUUGUCAGUGUCAAGUUGGAUGGGCAGGAGAUGGUUACGUCUGCGGUCUAGACACCGACAACGACGGACACCCGGACGAGGAGCUCAGGAGUGACGGGGAAAUAAUCGAAGCUGACAACUGUCGUUACGUGCCCAACAGUGGUCAAGAGGACGCAGACGGUGACAGCAUAGGAGACGCCUGUGACGACGAUGCCGAUGACGACGGUGUCCUAAACUCCUCGGACAACUGCCCUCUCGACGCCAAUCGAGAACAAGAGGACACCGAUCGCGACCGCAAGGACGAGAUCGGCGAUGUUUGCGAUAAUUGCCCCUCCGUCUACAAUCCAGACCAGAGAAACACCGAUGGAGAUGAGCUGGGAGAUGCCUGCGAUCCUGAUAUCGAUAAUGAUGGCCUUCUGAAUGACAAUGACAACUGUCCCUACGUCAAAAACGAGGACCAGUACGACAGAGAUGGGGAUGGAGUGGGAGAUGCGUGUGACAAUUGUCCAGGAGUAGCCAAUCGCAAUCAGAAUGAUGCGGAUAGGGAUGGAGUUGGUGAUGCCUGUGACAACAAUCGUGACAGGGACAGGGAUGGAUAUCAGGAUGACAUUGACAACUGCCCAGAUGUACCGAACGCCGAUCAACGUGACACUGAUAAUGAUGGAAAGGGAGAUGCUUGUGAUGAGGAUAUCGACGGUGAUGGGGUACCCAAUGUCGUUGAUAACUGUCCUUAUGUAUACAAUCCACGACAGGAAACAACGAAAGGUGGACCAAGUGGUGAUGCCUGUUGGGAUGACAACGACAACGAUACAAUAGCGAAUCCUUACGACAAUUGCCCGAACAACAGUCAGAUUUGGACAACAGAUUUCAGGAAGUACGAGACUAUUGCGUUGGAUCCAGUGGGAGAUGCUCAGGUCGAUCCCAAUUGGCUGAUUCACGAUGAUGGAGCGGAGAUUACACAGACUAUCAACAGCGAUCCUGGAAUUGCCAUUGGACUGGACAAAUUCGCUGGUGUAAACUACGAAGGCACGAUGUUCGUCAACACAGACAUCGACGACGACUACAUAGGCUUCGUAUUCGCCUACCAGAACAAUCGCAAGUUCUACGUGGUGAUGUGGAAGAAGAGUCCGCAGACCUACUGGCGUUCCGAGCCCUUCAGAGCGGUUGCCGAACCUGGAAUUCAGCUGAAACUCGUUGACUCUGAGACGGGACCUGGACGAGAGCUCAGAAACAGCCUCUGGCACACGGAGAGCACACCCAGCCAGGUGACACUCCUCUGGAAGGACCCCCAGAAUGUCGGCUGGAAGGAGAAGACCUCCUACAGGUGGGAGCUGCUGCACAGGCCCAGAAUCGGACUUAUCAGGCUCUGGAUCUAUCAGGGGGAGAAGACUGUCGCUGAUUCCGGGAAUAUCUUCAAUUCUGUGCUCAAGGGAGGAAGGUUAGGGGUCUUCUGCUUCUCCCAGGAGAUGAUCAGGUGGUCACACUUGCAGUACAGCUGCCGAGAAACUGUUCCCAAGAUCGUUUACGACGAGCUUCCAUCAGGCCUUCAAUCGAAAGUCGGCAUUGACACACCCAAGUAUUAAUAAAGAAGGAAGAAACUCCAGAAAAAAAAUUAGACUAAUAUAUUUAAACCCAAUGAAUCUAUUUUUUAAAUAAAUAAUUGUGAGACAAGA